This is a messenger RNA of Betta splendens (Siamese fighting fish), 1507 nucleotides long. RefSeq names its product transmembrane protein 88 b (gene tmem88b). The record is from RefSeq and is a predicted model, not a curated record. Gene Ontology annotation, molecular function: PDZ domain binding. Gene Ontology annotation, cellular component: plasma membrane. NCBI's taxonomy places the organism in Eukaryota, Metazoa, Chordata, Actinopteri, Anabantiformes, Osphronemidae. The transcript has 3 exons. Bases 454 to 1137 code for a protein of 227 amino acids.
AAGCCUGUGGGUGGAGAGAAAGUGGGAUGGAUGCAGGGAGUGAGGGAGGGGGAGGGAAGGAGAGAGUAGGCGCUGUGGACACGACUAAGUGAAGUGAGGGGGGUGAAAAGAGGAGGGCAGGCCAAAGUUUGACAUACAUAAGACAAAGAGCACAGUGAUUGGGAGUGGAGUCGUCCAGGAGCCGCCGAGGCAGAAGUAGCUCUCUGCACAACACAACGGAAAGCUCGGCAUUGGAGCAGAAAGUGGGCGGCUGCUCUGGGACGGUGGAGGGAAGAAGCAGCAGGGGAAGAGGCUGCAGGAAGCCGGCAUACCGACGCAGAUAAGGCUCCACCAGCGCAGAGCCGGGGGUCCGCGGGGGGAGAACGUGUGUCUGGCAGGACUGACCCGAGGAGCGGCCCCGACCCGGAGGACGAACGGCGACGGCUCCAGCGAGCGCCACAGCACAGCCUCGCCAUGAGUUCCACUGGCACCCUGGAGAAGGGGGCCCACCACCAGGCCCUGGACCUGUCUGAGGAGCUGCCCCCUCACCACCACCACCACCACAUCAACCACCAGCAGCACCUCCUCCACUCCAACUCUCUGGCCUCCACGGCUGCUGUGGGCGGAGGCAGGGAGACUCCGUCGCGCGCGGUGGUGCCGCCUCCCUAUUUCGCGGCCGAGAGCGCCGGCGGGGGCAGCGAGGCCCCCCUGGAGCUGAGGGGCUCGCUGGACUGCUGGGCCUGCUCGGUGCUGGUGACCGCCCAGAACCUGGUGAUUGCCGCCAUCAACGCCUGCCUCGCCGGGCUGGUGUUCGGCACCAUCCUGACACCGGCCAUCGUCAUGGUGGUGUUUGGCUUCCUGUGCCACUCUACGGUCCGCCCUCACGGCGCCACCCCCUACUGCUCGGACCUGCUGACCGACGGAGGCUGCGUGGCGCUGCUGGUGGUGGGCUUCCUCCUGGUCACCCCCCUGCUGGUGCUGGCGCUGGCCGCGUACUGCCGCCUCGCCCGCCACCUCCAGCUGGGCCUGUGCUUCAUCCCGUACAGCCGCGCCGUGUACAAGAACCUGCCGGCCACUCAGCACCGGGGCCUGGGCACCGGCUGCUGCGGCGGACGAGACGGAGCCGACGGCAGCGGGAAGGGGAAGGUCUGGGUGUGAGGAGGACGAGGUUAUAGGGAGAAUGUGAACGAGACCAUCAAUUACUGCAGCAAAGCAGCAGCCUGGAAGACAAAUCUCACUGUAAUGAGUAGUUGAGCAAUGUUACUGAUGAAGUCUGACUGGAAGGAAGAAAAACGCUAAACUGCAGCAUCUUAUCUGACCUGCAUACAACCUCAACUUUCCUCACAGGAAACAGGAAAACUGAAAAUAGUUCACCUCACUAAAGGUUGUAUUGUCACUGAACAGAAGCGUAUGUUAUCACGUGCAUGUUAUAAACAAACAUUUGUCUAGUGUAGUUUUCUCUUAAGCAAACUGUGACUGUUAUUUCUUGUAAUAAUUCAUUUUUAUAAAUACAUUUAUAAAUCAAUAA